Messenger RNA from Astyanax mexicanus (Mexican tetra), 782 nucleotides. RefSeq names its product neuropeptide Y (gene npy). NCBI's taxonomy places the organism in Eukaryota, Metazoa, Chordata, Actinopteri, Characiformes, Acestrorhamphidae. Gene Ontology annotation, cellular component: extracellular region. The transcript has 4 exons. The coding region runs from base 66 to 350 and encodes 94 amino acids. Gene Ontology annotation, biological process: neuropeptide signaling pathway; feeding behavior. The record is from RefSeq and is a predicted model, not a curated record. Gene Ontology annotation, molecular function: neuropeptide hormone activity; neuropeptide Y receptor binding.
GAACCUGUAGAGCGAGAUCUGAGAUCCAGCAGAAGAUCCAGCAGCUAAACCAGAACUCUGUUGUGAUGCGUGUCCCUCUCUCUGCGCUGGUGGGCUGGGCAGCCUGUGCUCUGCUGCUGUGUUUGGCUGUGUUGGCUGAUGGUUACCCAACAAAACCGGAUAACCCGGGGGAGGACGCUCCCGCCGAGGAGCUGGCCAAGUAUUACUCCGCCCUGAGGCACUACAUCAACCUCAUCACGAGGCAGAGGUAUGGGAAAAGGUCGAACGCUGAAGCACUAACCGCAAACCUGCUGUUCGGAGAGACAGAGAGCCGACCACAGUCCAGAUAUGACGACCCGUUGAUGUGGUGAUGUCAUCAGUCUGUGUAGCCCGACGUGUCUGUGCUCAUCCAACCAGCGACAUCUGACCUCAUCGAAGAGUAGCGGCAGCGGUGCAUCACUUGUUAUGAACAUGGCGAGUGUGUACGGCCUGUGAUGUGUAGGAUGGAGACGUUCCUCUGGACGUUAGGGUAGAUAAACCAGUCGUACCAGUUUACCACUUUAUUACAGAACAGAUCUGAUCUACUGAAGGUUAGGGAAGCUCCUCCUCACCUCCAUCCAUCCAUCCCUCCAUCUAUCCAUCCCUCCAUCCAGUAGAGGCUCAGUGAGUGCAUGCAGUCUCUCAGCAGCUUCUCUGUACAGACCUCCACCUCCCGCGCUCAUCUCCAUCGUCUGUGUGCUGUAAUAUCACUACUGAAUGUACAGUAUUAAUGUGCUAUUAAACACUAUAUUUGAAAGAGAAAA